This is a messenger RNA of Anisakis simplex (herring worm), 585 nucleotides long. NCBI's taxonomy places the organism in Eukaryota, Metazoa, Nematoda, Chromadorea, Rhabditida, Anisakidae. The record is from the annotation of a GenBank genome assembly.
AUGUGUAGUGGUGUUCCAUUUCAUCAAGUGAUUAUCGAAGAAAACGCUUUCAGCACGAAAGAAUUCUUGGCUUUAUUGGAUGAGAUCGUUCGACUGAAUAUCACAUCAGAUGCGGCACCGAACCGUAAAACACUCCAAUAUUUAAGCCAGGCGAAUUUCGAACAACAUUUUCGUGAUUACAUCGGACGGGUCGUCGGAGGUGGAGUGGAUGAGAGCGGACAGUUUCAUCUCGCGUUGCCGUCGAAUCAAAUGAGUGGUCAUCAUAACAUUGAACCAAUUGAACGCGUUUUGUACGAAAUCAAAGCUGACAAUGUUACCGUUGAGCAGUUAGAGGACGGUGUGGUGAGCCACUUUCUGCAAAACACAACGGCCGGUGAGCGCUUGAGAAAACAUUGGCAAAAUGUUGCUGAAGUGAGGAGCCGAAUUGAUUUGAUUGAGUGGCUGUAUUCGGUGGUGAAAUACUUCCCGUUGAGUGAGCAGUGCGCAAACAAAUACAUUGAACAUCGUACGUCGGAUACGAAAACUUUCAAGGUUAGUUAUCGAAGUUUUUGUUUCGUAAUUGCUCAUCUUUCAGUGGGAAUGUAG